Centropristis striata (black sea bass) is the source of this 819-nucleotide messenger RNA. RefSeq names its product secondary ossification center associated regulator of chondrocyte maturation (gene snorc). Gene Ontology annotation, biological process: cartilage development. NCBI's taxonomy places the organism in Eukaryota, Metazoa, Chordata, Actinopteri, Perciformes, Serranidae. The record is from RefSeq and is a predicted model, not a curated record. The transcript is spliced from 3 exons. The coding region runs from base 49 to 387 and encodes 112 amino acids.
UUUGGGGACGCUUUUCCUCUGUUAGACAUCUCAUCCCUCACAGCCAUCAUGGUUCACAUCUGUAGAUUCCUCCUGCUGGUGCUCCUCGGCCUCUUGGUAGCCUUUGCACACACAGAAACAAUCUCCGACUCAACAACCAGAGACAACCAGGACACCAUGUCUGGAGAACCACCCAGUGACGUCACCACCAAAGAUCCUUUCCGGGACAUGACGGAGCACUCCUUCACCUUCGACUACGAGGACACCACACACUCUCAUACCCUGGACGAGGAGGAGGGGGUGCUGGGGCCAGGGGCCAUCACAGCCAUCGUUAUAGCGGUCUUCCUGGGAGCGUCGGUCCUCCUCGCCCUCAUCGUCAUCACACUCAGGAAGUUCACCGCCUCCUAGAGUGAAUACAUCUCCCCGUCUUGUAUGCAUGUGUGCGUGUGUUUUUCUUUUGUCUCAACCUCUUGACUCUUUCUGUCAAAUAUGUCUUUCGCUUCACAGUAGAUGCUGAAAAUGGUGGCAGGUCCCUUGACUGACUUUUUACAGAUUUCCUCUUGUAAACACACUCUGAUUGUUGCUCAACAUGUCCACUUGUUACUGAAGGUAAAUGUUAGAAACUGGCUGGCUCUUCCAGUGGAAAUCAUAGUAUGUCCAUGUCAUUCACUUUGUUUUUCUUUUUCUUUUUCUUGCAUGCUUUACUGUUUGUGGGCUGUCUGUUUCCUGAUGUGUCCUUUUAUUUGUACAUGACGUGUGUGUGCUUUUUGUCUGUCUCAGUUUUUUUCAAUAAAUGAGAAAGAUACACAUUAGUUAAUUUUAUACUAGUCUUUCAUAAUG